AUGGCAAAUAUUGUAGAAGGAAAUCAUGGAGGAAAUGUAGAAAAGAAAAGCUCUCCUAAUAUUAUAUAUGAAGAGUUUAAACCCCUCUCUGGUUGGUCAGAAGACUCAGAUUGCCACUUUUUGCUCAUUGAUCUUCCAGGGUUCAACAAGGAACAGGUGAGGCUCCAAGCCGAUCAUAGAUCCAGACAUGUAACCAUAAGUGGAGAAAGGAAGGAGAGAGAAAAUAAAUACAUUCGUUUCGAGCAAUCUUAUAAGGUGCCAGAGAAUUCAAGUAUUGAAGAAACCAGUGCAAAGUUCGAAGAUGAAAUCCUAUACGUAAUCAUUCCACUGAAAACAAGAGCAUCAAAGGAAGGCCACGGUAUCACGAGUUCAUCCAUCGACGACGAAGAUGAUAGUCAGAUCUUCGAGUCAAGUUGGGAUGAAGAUUUACAAGAAGAAAACGAUCAUUUUAAAGACAAUGAUGAGGGCAAUAGCUACAACUCUGAGAAUAAAGGAGUGCUCGAAGAAGAGGAAUUUCAUGGCACGAAAAUGGAAAAACAGACAAACGAAAGCAAACUAUUGGAAGAAGUAAAAAAGAAGCUAAAGAAGAACAAAAAGACUAUUAUAACAGCUGUUUUAGCAUUUAGUCUGGGUGUUUUAUUCUCUCAGAAAUUGCUGUACCAAGAAUGA
Messenger RNA from Fraxinus pennsylvanica, 669 nucleotides. The record is from the annotation of a GenBank genome assembly. Lineage: Eukaryota; Viridiplantae; Streptophyta; Magnoliopsida; Lamiales; Oleaceae.